Molecule: messenger RNA, 11106 nt
Organism: Oppia nitens
Lineage: Eukaryota; Metazoa; Arthropoda; Arachnida; Sarcoptiformes; Oppiidae
Gene: uif
Biological process (GO): Notch signaling pathway
Molecular function (GO): calcium ion binding; Notch binding
Source: RefSeq, a predicted model, not a curated record
GGGGGACAUUGCCAUAAGGAUAUACAGUGUGUUGAAUGUACAUCAACCAUCACUACCACCAGUGACAGUGUAGUAUCGGUGCUGUAAACAUAUACAUACACACAAAAAAUAGUAUUUAUUUAUAUAUAUAUAUGUGUUUAGACAGCCAACCCAACCAACACAAUGUAUAGUUGGUUGGCAUUUGUGAUUUUCACCUGUUAUUUAAUUUUGCACACAAUUAAUUGCCAACCGUCCAAUAAUCUACUUAAUUGUCCAGAAGGAUGGCACCGGGAGGGUAUAAAUUGUUAUAAAUUUUUCAAUAUAAAGCACUCGUGGAGGAGAGCGGCUGAGAUAUGUAGACGAUAUGGCAGCGAAUUGGCGCUGAUCUCCGACUACACUCAAAACAAUUUUACCAUUGAUUUGGCGAACCAGUGGCUCAAGGAUGACACUACUGGCCAAUCAUUAUCGUCAUCGUCAUCGUCAACAACAACUAGUCGUACCUCAUUCUGGAUAGGAUUCCAGUCUAUCGACAACCUAUCGACAAAUACACUGGAAUCGGCUUCCGGUCGGUUUGUUAGCAAAUAUGUUGGCUUCUGGUUACCGGAUGAACCGAAUACCCGACACGGCGAAUGUGUCCGAUCGACAUUGGCCGAUUGGUCAUCGGCAUCAUCGUUGGCUAUCGGCCCGGGAUUUAGCAGCAGUACAUCAUCGUCAUCAUCAUCAGCACUGGCUGCUGGUAGUGGUGUCGACAAAAACCAGCAGACCUGGGAGAUGGCCCCCUGUGAAGACCUAUUGCCGUUUGUUUGCCAAAAGCAGACCUGUCCGACAGGCUCCUAUCACUGUUCAAACGGCAAGUGCGUCAACAGUGCAUUCAAAUGUGACGGUCAGGACGAUUGUGGCGAUAAAUCGGAUGAAACUGACUGUCCCCGCAAAUGUCAUCACUAUCUACAAAGUUCGGGCGAUAAAGUAGUCUCACCUAACUAUCCGAAUCGUUACGAUCCGAACUCGGACUGCAAAUGGACACUCGAAGGUCCGAUCGGUUCGGGUAUGAUCUUACAGUUUGCCGAAUUCGAUACCGAAGCCAACUUCGACACUGUCCAGAUACUGACCGGCGGCCGAACUGAGGAAUCGUCGGUAAAUUUGGCCACUUUGUCGGGUCAUCAGAAUCUUAGUUCGCGUACGUUUACCACCGGUUCCAAUCUGAUGAUUGUUAAGUUCAAGUCGGACGCCGGUGUCGAAAAACGCGGGUUUCGGGCCUCAUGGAAAACCGAACCGAUCAAAUGUGGCGGCGAUUUGUACGCUACACAGGCCGCCCAAGUGAUAACAUCGCCGCUAUAUCCCGAACCCUAUCCGGGUGGCUUGGAAUGUGUCUAUGUUAUUGGUGCUGCACCGGGCAAAACGGUAACCUUGGAAGUGGUCGAACUGGAUCUGGAACCGUCCCGCGACUACAUAAGCGUACGCGACGGUUCCGGUUCGACCAAUUCAUUGUUGGCCAAACUAACUGGCAAUUUACGGGACACCAGCAACCGUUAUAUCGUAUCGACUGGCAAUAAAAUCUAUUUGUAUUUCUAUACGGGUUUCGGCGGUAACAGUGGCCAAGGUUUUGCCAUACGCUAUCGGGCCGGCUGCGAAAUCGAGUAUACAGCCGAAGCCGGUAAUGUGACGUCACCGGCUUACGGUGUUACCAAAUAUCCGCCCAAUCAGAACUGUGCCUAUCGACUGGCCCGGCCAACGGGCGCACACGGCGGUUCAUUGUCCAUUAUAUUCAACGAUUUCGAUGUGGCCGCCGACGAUUCCCUGCAGAUCUACGACGGCCAGGACACCAACGGUAUACCGUUGCACCCGUCGCGUGGUUUCUCAACUAAAACCAAACCCCAGGGCCUGACAUUGUCGGCAUCGUCCGGCAAAAUGUUAAUACUUUUCAAAAGCAAUGCAAUGACUGCCGGAAAAGGUUGGUCGGCCAGUUUUUCGGCCGAUUGUCCACCGUUGAAGAUCGGUGCCAAUGCUGUAGCAUCGACCAGGGGUACAAUGUUUGGCGCUCGGGUUAACUUUACCUGUCCUACCGGCCAGGAGUUUAGCAAUGGCCAAACAAAAUUGAUGACCGAAUGCCAACAGGGAGGCCAGUGGACGCUUGGUACGAUUCCCGACUGUCAGGAACGGUACUGUGGACCGGUUCCGCAGAUUGAUAACGGUUUUGCCGUUGCAUCGACCAACGUUACCUAUCGGGGAACGGCUACCUAUCAGUGUUACGCUGGUUUCGCUUUUCCGUCGCAAAUGCAUACGGAAACAAUCAGGUGUACCGACGACGGCAAAUGGGAACGCCUACCACUAUGUCUGGCCUCGUCGUGUCCACAGUUGCCGGAAACACCGAACGCUAUCCAACACGUUAUGACCGGCGGCAACAACCGAAGCUAUAGUUACGGUACGAUCAUACGAUUCGAUUGUGAACCCGGCUAUCAUCGACAGGGAAUACCGGUAAUUGCCUGCACAUCGGUUGGCCAGUGGUCAGGACUGCCGCCUACUUGCGAACGGGCACAGUGUCAUCUGUUGCCGACCAUUGAAUACGGUUUUCUAGUGGACACCCAACGCAAGUAUCUGUUCGGCGACGAAGCCCGGGUCCAGUGUAACAAAGGCUACAAACUGGAUGGACAUCCGGUUAUUAAGUGCGGACCGAAUCAGACGUUCGAUAAUCUGCCGAAAUGUCGCGAUCAGGACGAAUGUCUUUCAUCGUCGGCCUGCGAUUUGGCCUCAACUCAGUGUUCCAAUACUAACGGCGGCUUUUUCUGCAAAUGUAAGGACGGUUUCGAACCGAAUCUAAACUGCCGGCCCGUAUCCGAUCUUGGGUUGGCUACCGGUGCCAUACCCGAUACGGCCAUCAAAGUUUCGGGUACGGAAAGUGGGUACAAAAAAAGCGAUAUCCGACUGGACGCUCAACGCGGUUGGUGCGGUUCGGUGCCGCGUGUCGGCGAAAACUAUGUCCAAAUUGAUUUGCGGGCACAGACCGUCAUACGUGGUUUCCGUAUACAAUCGGUYCARCGACUCGACAAUACGCAGGCCUAUCCGAUAACCGUUCGGCUACAACACGCCAACGAACUGACCGAUUUGUUUCGCGACUAUUCCGAUCURUCCGGACGACCCGUACAGUUCCGGUUGGCACCGAACGGCGGCUCCGGGCUAUCCAUUGUCAACUUACCGAUACCGUUGGAGGCACGCUAUGUCCGAUUGUUGGUCAUGGAAUACGCGGUCGCUCCGUGUAUGCGCUUCGAGCUGAUGGGCUGUUCCCGACAAGAUUGUAUCGAUAUUAAUGAAUGUCUGGAUAAAAACGGUGGGUGCGAUCAACGUUGUGUCAACAGUCCCGGCGGUUUCAAUUGUGUCUGUAAUAUUGGCUACGAAUUGUUUACGUCGAACGGUACGGCCGGCUACGAUAUAGCCGUUAGCGAAACGGGUGUCCGCGAUGGCGACCUGUUUCGUAUGAACAAAACUUGUGUACCGAAACAAUGUCCGCCGUUGAAGUCGCCGKCSAACGGCAAACUAUUGUCCACWAAAYYKAAGUAUCAUUUCGGCGAUUUUGUUAACUAUCAUUGCGAUUUCGGUUACGUAAUGGUUGGCCAACCGACACUCAUAUGCGGCUCGAAUGGCCAAUGGAACGGAUCGGUACCCGAAUGUGUCUAUGCCCAGUGCCAGAUGUUUGGCGACGACAGUGGCCAAGGAUUGCGCAUCACUCACGAAACGGCAGCCGCUGGCGACAAAUUCAUACCCUAUCUGAGCAACGCUACCGUCCAGUGUAUGGAAGACGGCCGACCAUUGAGAGGAACGUCAACUGCCAGUUUCCGACAGUGUGUCUACGAUCCGAAGGAAGGCAAACAUGAUUUCUGGCUAUCAGGUCUGACGCCUACCUGUCCCCGAUUGGAUUGCGGCGCACCAGUCGAGUCAAACGGUGCGUCCUAUGGUUUCUAUGCCGAUACCCGAUAUAAGGCAUCGUUUUUCUUCGGCUGCGACGAAACGUUUACAUUGGGCGGUAAAACCGAGAGGUCGGACAAUGUUAUCCGRUGCGGACCACAGGGUAACUGGGAUUUCGGUGACCUCMGAUGCGAAGGACCUGUCUGUGCCGAUCCCGGUCAUCCACCCGACGGYCAACAGUUGGCCACUAGCUAYGAACAAGGAUCCCAGGUAUCGUUUACCUGUGACCGACCCGGUUAUGUGCCCUAUUCGACGGAUCCGAUUACUUGCCAGAAAAAUGCCGACUGCCGGGUAAUUCGACCGGUCGGUUUGGCCAGUGGCCAGAUUCCCGAUACGGCUAUCAAUGCUACGUCCCAGCGAAGCAAUUACGAGGCCAACAAAAUACGUAUGAAUUCGGCUACCGGUUGGUGCGGACAACACGAACCGUUUACYUACGUUACCGUUGAUUUGGGUAAAGUCUACCGAAUUAAGGCCCUACUGGUCAAGGGUGUAGUGACCAAUGAUGUUGUCGGCCGGCCUACGGAACUCCGAUUUUUCUACAAAGUUCGUGAAUCUGAGAAUUUUGUCGUCUAUUUCCCGAAUUUCAAUCUGACCAGCCGAGAACCGGGCAACUAUGGCGAACUGACUGUCAUACCGCUGCCGGUUUCGGUUACCGCCCGUUACAUCAUAUUGGGAAUCGUUUCGUACAACAAGAAUCCGUGUCUGAAGUUCGAGAUUAUGGGCUGCGAGGACACCAAAGAAGAGAUACUACUCGGCUAUGAUAACGGCUAUCCGAUUUGUGUCGAUCAGGAACCGCCACAUUGGGUCAACUGUCCGGCCGGUCCGGUAAUUGUUACGAAAGGUCCGCAGGGACUGAUGCCCGUCAACUAUACCAUACCGACACCUGUCGAUAAUUCCGGUUACGUGGCCCGACUCGAAGUCCGGCCGCUCGGUUUCAAACCGCCACAGAUUGUCUUCGAAGAUAUGAUUGUCGAAUACUAUGCCUACGAUUCUGAUGGUAAUGUUGCUGUCUGUGCCGUCAACAUAACGGUUCCCGACGAAACACCGCCAUCAUUGUCGUGUCCGCCGUCCUAUACCAUUGAUUUGAGUGAACAACAGGACUCUUUGUUUGUCAACUUUAACGAUACUCGACGACUGAUCAAUGCUACCGAUGAAUCGGGUGACGUACGCAUACAACUGAUACCCGAAUCGGCUGUCAUACCACUCAAAGGUUAUCGUAACGUAUCGGUUGUGGCCACCGAUCGUUUCGGUAACGAAGCCAUCUGUCACUUCCAAGUAUCAGUUCAGCCGCAAACAUGUGUUGCCUGGGCUUUGGACCAGCCGGCCAACGGUGUGGUCAACUGUAUGCCAAACGAUGCCUCCACCGGUUACCGCUGUUCGGCUACUUGUGAUCCCGGCUAUCGGUUCAUUGAUGCCGAUCCGGUCAAACACUACGAAUGUUCCACUGGACAACCGUGGACACCGACAGCCAUUAUACCCGAUUGUGUACCCGAAGAYACCAACCAAGCUUCGUACGAUGUGAUUGCACAGAUCGAGUACCGAUCGGGCGGUUUCGCACCGCCGGCCUGUAUGCAAGCCUACGUCAACUACGUCUCCGGUUUCUACCCGACCCUCAAUCAGGUACUCAGCGACCGAUGUUCGGCAAUCAAUGUCCAGAUGGCCAUAAUGUUCUUCAACACUACAAUAACCAUCAAACCGGAUACCAAUGCCCUAUCAGUCGAGUAUAUACUACGUAUAGCACCGGCCGUUCCGUCAACAAUGCUCUACGAUCUGUGCGGUUCUACGCUGGGCUUGAUCUUUGACCUAUCAGUGCCGUCAACGUCGGCCAUCAUUGAACCACUGUUGAACAUAUCAUCGCAACAAGUAGGCGGUUCAUGUCCAUCACUACAGGCUCUGCGGUCACAUGUGGUUCGGGGAUUUACUUGUGUACCGGGCGAAAUACUCAACACCAACAACAAUGCUACCGGUGCUACAGUAGCCGUACCCCGUUGUCUACACUGUCCGGCCGGUACGUUCGCUUCGAAAGACAUGCAUAUCUGUACGGAAUGUCCGCGCGGUUGGUAUCAGGACUCGACACGCGAGGCCAGCUGUCGUCAGUGUCCCGACGGUACCUAUACACGUGACAAGGGUAGUAAAUCCUUAAGCGAUUGUAUACCAGUGUGCGGUUACGGUACCUAUUCGGCUAGCGGUCUGGUGCCGUGUCUACAGUGCCCGAUGAACAGCUACUCGGGUCAGCCGCCGGCUGACGGUUUCAAAGAAUGUCAGUCGUGUCCGCAAAAUACGUUCACCUAUUCGUCCGGUUCGACCAUUAUUAACGAAUGUCGGGUAAAAUGUCCGGCCGGUACCUAUUCCGAGACYGGUCUGGAACCGUGCGCUCCCUGUCCGACAAAUUAUUUCCAAGAAAAAGAAGGUCAAACCCAGUGUCGCGAAUGUCCGGGCAAAGAACGUACCCUACGUCCCGGUGCUUUGAGUCACGAAGCCUGUACGGCCGGAUCCUGUUCGUCGCAUACCUGUCACAAUGGUGGCGUAUGUCUGGUACUCAAUCACGAACCUACUUGCUAUUGUCCGGCCGGUUUUACCGGACCCCAAUGCGAAUCGGAUAUCAAUGAAUGUCAAUCGGAACCGUGCUACAAUGGCGGUACAUGUGUCGACCAUCCCCAGGGCUACCAGUGCAAAUGCCCGGUCGGCUAUUCGGGUCURCAGUGCCAACUGGCCCGCAACGACUGCCAYAACGAUACCUGCCCGGAAAAAGCCAUGUGCAAAGAUACGCCCGGUUUGGGUAACUACGAGUGCUUGUGUCGAUCCGGUUACGAGGGCCGGUCGUGUAAUAUAACCAUCAAUCCGUGUACGCACGGCGACCGAAAUCCGUGCGAAAACAGUGGCCAAUGUGUACCCCUGCAACAGGGUCGCUACCGGUGCGAGUGUCCAGCUGGCUGGUCGGGCCGAAAAUGUGAACUCAAUAUCGACGACUGUGCCGAAGAACCGUGUCUACUGGGUGCCAACUGUACCGAUUUGGUUAACGAUUUCAAAUGUGACUGUCCCCCAGGGUUCACCGGUAAACGUUGCCAUCAGAAACUGGAUCUGUGUGCCGGUAGUCCCUGUUUGAAUGGGCUGUGCGUCGAUCGGCUGUAUCAUCACGAAUGUAUUUGCCAGCCCGGCUGGACAGGUAGCAAAUGUGAAGUCAACGUCGAUGAAUGCGUGUCGGAUCCGUGCGAAAAUAAUGGCGAAUGUAUCGAUCUGGUAGAUAGCUACCGGUGCGUAUGCGACAGUGGCUAUACAGGAUCCCGGUGCCAACAUCAGAUAGAUUCCUGCGAAUCCAAACCGUGUCAAAAUGGUGGCUCCUGUUUCGAUCUAAUUGAUGGUUUUAUGUGCCAGUGCAGGCCAGGUUUUGUUGGACUUCAAUGCGAGGCCGAAGUUGAUGACUGUGUCAGCAAUCCGUGCCAUUCGCCGGGCACUGAACGUGUGUCGAUCAGGACAAUAGCUACCGAUGCGAUUGUCAUACUGGGCUUCUCSGGUGAACUGUGCGAAAUCAACGACAACGACUGUGCCAGUARUCCCUGUCUGAAUGGUGGCACCUGCUCCGAYGCUAUCAACGGUUUCAAGUGUGCCUGUCUGCCCGGUUGGUCYGGCCAACGAUGCGAAGCCGAUAUCGGCCAGUGCGAGUCCAGUCCGUGUCAUAACGAUGCCCGCUGUGUCGACCUAUUCCAGGAUUACUUUUGCGUUUGUCCGUCGGGUACCGACGGUAAACGUUGCCAGACAUCACCUCARCGUUGUAUCGGCAAUCCGUGUCAACACGACGGCAUAUGCCGCGACUAUGGUUCGGGUCUGAACUGUACCUGUCCGUCCAAAUACUCGGGUGUCGGCUGCCAGUACGAGUACCGGGCUUGCGACGACAAUGUAUGCCAAAACGGUGCCACCUGUCUGGAUCUGGGUAUGGAUAACGGCGGCUACAAGUGCCAGUGUCCGCCCGGCUAUACCGGCCGUAACUGCCAGCACGAUAUCAUUGACUGUACCCCSACWUCRUGYGCACCUACKGCUACCUGUAUUGAUCUGACUGGCGGUUUCUAUUGUAAAUGUCCGUUCAAUUCGACCGGCGAAGACUGUCGUAAACCCAUUAACAUCGACUACGAUAUCUAUAUCAACGACGAAAGUCGAUCGUCAAGYGCAGCCCUAACGGCACCGUUCGAUCUAAUGGAAGCCCAGAGCCUGACACUGGCCCUAUGGGUACAGUAUAUUGAAGAAUCUAUUGGUACCUAUUUUACACUCUAUUCCGUCGAUUCGGCUCAUCUGCCGAUCGGUAAAAAACCGCUWAUCCGGGCCAACCAUAACGGUAUCUUUAUAUCGCUGUUCCCCGAUCGRCUACCCGAYGUUUUCUUACCKUACCUCGAAAACGUACCGAUCAACGAUGGCCAAUGGCACUACAUUAAUGUCAUAUGGGACGGCCGUGACGGUACACUGAUGUUGGUUACCGAUACGGCAGUWGCCGCUACUGUCAACGAUUACGCYGUSGGUAUGAGUUUGCCGGCGUACGGUUGGGUCAAUUUGGGCGCACCGUUGGACGACAAAAACAAAGCSGAAACUGGUGCCGGUUUUCAYGGCCGYCUAUCCCGUGUGAACCUAUGGAAUCGGGCACUGGACAUGAGCCAGGAGAUACCCUCACAGAUUAGGUCGUGYAAAAAUGCRCCGGUAUUGUUUGCCGGCCUAUUGCUCCGGUUUACCGGCUAUGACCGUAUUGAGGGAACCGUCGAACGUGAAGGUCCCGGCCGUUGYGGCGAACGUGUGUGUCCRGUCGGCUACUCRGGYGACGAUUGCCGUAUAUUGCAACAGGACAAGACGCCGCCCAGUGUCUUGCAUUGUCCGCCCGAUAUGUGGAUAAUAUCGGAAAAUAGUUCRACAGUUGUCAACUGGGAUGAACCRCAGUUUACCGACGACUUGCGGUCAGUACAGGUGCUCGAGUUGGAAAAGAUCCGAAGUGGAGAAGCGCUGAAAAAGGGUACAUACGAUCUGAGUUAUGUGGCSGUAGAUGAAUCGGGUAACAGUGCCCGCUGCGACUUCCAGGURCACGUUGUCCGCGAAUUUUGUCGUGUACCGGCAGCACCGGUAGGCGGCGAACGUGAAUGUUCCGAUUGGGGUCCGGGCGGCCGGUUCAAGGUAUGCCGUAUUAAGUGCAAUCAGGGUCUAUCGUUUUCCCAACCGAUUCCCCGAUUCUACGUAUGCGGUGCCGAAGGUUUUUGGCGACCSAACGACGAUACCGAACGGCCGCUGGUGUUCCCGUCGUGUGCACCAAAACAUUCGGCUCAACGUAUUUUCCGAUUGUUGAUCAAUGUUCCGUCGGGCGUUGUCUGCAGCGAUUCGGGUAAGAAAAUCCUGACCUCCCGCGUGACCGACAGUCUCUUGCGUAUUGACCGCUCGUGGAAGAUAUGUUCGGAUCAGUCGCGCGGCGCCUGCAAAGGACUGGGCGUUAAUGUCAAGUGUAGUAAACAACAGCCGRGUUUGUCAGGCGGCGGCAACGACUCGCCCGCCGACGACCAGGACGUCUAUUCGAUUGAAGUCGGUUUUCCGGCCAAUAACGACCCGAUUAUCAAUGCCAACACACAGGAAAAGGAUAGCCUGGAGUCAAUCAUACGUAAAGCGGUCGCCGAUAGUGCCAUAUUUGACGUACGCGACACACUGCCCAACGUAUCGCCUGACCUACGAUCGUUGCGUCUGAUUACCGAAUAUGCCUGUCCGCCCGGUCAGGUAGUUAUGGGCGACAGUUGUGUCGARUGCGGUGCCGGUACCUACUAUGACGAACCCACCCAAUCGUGUCAGAAAUGUCCGAUCGGUACCUACCAGAAUGAACUGGGUCAGUUACAGUGUAAAAAAUGCCAGCCCAUCGGUGACGGCCGCCAGGGUGUGACCAUAACUACUGGAUCGCGUUCGCCGGACGAGUGUCGCGAACGGUGUAAUAGUGGCCACUAUUUUGAUACACAUCAUUCCGGAUGUCGUCCGUGCGGUUAUGGUCACUAUCAGCCGGCCGAGGGAUCGUUUUCGUGUAUAUCGUGCGGUACUGGACUGACCACCCGAAGCCAGGAAGCUAUUGCACAGCACGAGUGUCGACCCGAAUGUAUGCCCGGUUUCCAACUGUCCUCUAAUGGCAACUGCGAGGCCUGUCCUAUUGGCCACUACCGAACCCGUGGACUGCCGUCGUGCGARCAAUGUCCRCAAGGUUUUACUACCGGUUCGAUGGGCGCGGCAACACCGCAACAAUGUAAUCUAGAAAUCUGUGCCGUCGGCCACUAUCUGAACGCAUCCAACGACGAAUGUACGGCCUGUCCGAAGGGCACCUACCAGGACGUCGAACAACGGGACUCGAGUUGCCAGUCGUGUCCACCGAAUUCGACUACCGACGGUGUUGGCCAUACAUCAGUGGAUCAGUGUAGCAAUCCGUGUAUAAUCAACGACAAAAUGGAAUUGUGUCCACCGAAUAGCCAGUGCGAGGCGCCUACCGGUGCCAAUGAGGACUUCCGUUGUGUAUGCAAAGAAGGGCUACAAAGAGCUAAUGACGCCAACGAAGUCAACUAUCCUCACUGUGUAAACAUAUGCGACGACUACUGUAUCAAUGGUGGCCGCUGUGAAUGGUCGCCGGGUAUGCGUAAACCCCGGUGCGAUUGUCUGAUUAAUUUCUAUGGCGACCGCUGCGAACGCAAGUCCGAGCUUAUCUAUAUUGCCGGCGGUAUCGGUGCCUCCGUAUUCUUCAUCAUAUUCAUUGUCCUACUCAUAUGGAUGAUAUGCGUACGUACGGGCACUCGGCCACUGACCAAAAAGAUGUCCGUCCAUACYAUACCAACCGAUUUUGCMCCGACACCCGGUCCGCAGCCGAACUUCUAUUACGGAUCGCCGGCACCGUAUGCCGAGUCGAUAGCACCGUCGCAUCACUCGACAUACGCCCACUACUAUGACGAUGAAGACGACGGCUGGGAAAUGCCUAACUUCUACAACGAAACCUAUAUGAAGGAAAGCCUACACAAUGGCAAAAGUAAUGGCUCAACAUUGCAGGGUAUCAGCAAUCCGGCCUCAGUUUACGGUACCAAAGAAGAUCUGUACGAUAGGCUCAGGAAACACCAGUAUUUAGGCAAAAAAGGAGACACAACGAGUGAUAGUGAAGAUCAGGGAAAUUGAAACUAC